Messenger RNA from Oncorhynchus gorbuscha (pink salmon), 3617 nucleotides. RefSeq lists its product as uncharacterized. The transcript has 4 exons. Lineage: Eukaryota; Metazoa; Chordata; Actinopteri; Salmoniformes; Salmonidae. The record is from RefSeq and is a predicted model, not a curated record. Bases 1576 to 2679 code for a protein of 367 amino acids.
CCUCCAAAAAUGGAAUGCCGACAGGGGUACUGCAGGCUUCCAUUAGCUAUUAAAUUAUCUUUCUAACUUCUGUGUGCGAUUUUAAAAUAAUCUGUUCAAGGACAUACAUCUGGUGUAUUAUUUUUUAAUAUACACGAAGACUGACCACAAAUAUUAAUAUUAGAUUGACCACAAAUAUAUAUACAAUUUUUCCAUUCCUAUAAUGGAUCCUGUUUUGUGCAAACAAUGCCCGCAGUACCGAUGGUCGGCCUUGAACAUCUGUGGCUUCAAUGAGAGGGGGCAGUCUUUCCCUGGUAUAGAGGUGUUGGUUGUUUAGCAACAACUGAUGCCUGCACAACUAUGGGGCAAAACAAACUGGGUUGACUUAGAUCAGCAUGUCCAAAACUUGGUCCUGGGGACCUCAAAGGGAACACGUUUUGGUUUUUGGCAAAAACCAAAACGUGCACCCCUUGGCCGAGUUUGGGAAACACUGGCUUAAGUUGCUUAAAACAUGUAAGCUAUAUUUUGUCUCCAAAGUUUAUUGAAAACAUAACUACAUCUGCACAAUGAGCACUUGUUUCCUCUCAAAUACAUCCAUACAGUUGUUGGUUAACUCGCUAGCGCACUUUAACCAUAUUAGCAUUGACAUGAAAUCAGUCAAAACACCUCAAAACAAGACAUGGUAUCAAGAAUGAGAUAAAACGAUCUGAAACACCCCACGAUCUGAAACGAUUCCCCACAUUGCAGUUUCUUGUCACUCUUGCUAGCAAUCUGGCUAUCCAACAACAUGCUGGCUUCUGUCCCAUAGAAGCACACAGAUUGUUUUUGUGACAUUGUCCGAUACACAGUAUUUAUUUAUUUUUUUACCCCCUUUUUUCUCCCCGAUUUCGUGGUUUCCAAUUGGUGGUAGUUACAGUCUUGUCUCAUCGCUGCAAGUCCCGUACGGACUCGGGAGAGGCGAAGGUCGAGCGCCGCCCCAUGGGCCUCCCGGUCGCGAACCCAGAAUCUCCAGGGGGCCACUGAUACACAGUAUUAACAUAAAUCACUCUGCCAUUUCCUGGUUGCUAAAAUUCGAAUAGUUUGCCUAAUUUUUGUUUAUAUGACAAAAAACAAGCAUCGUGUAGAGAAUCAUAGUACCAUCUAAAUCGCUGUGAAAAAUAUUUUCCAUAACCAAAAGUAUUGUAUUUUCAGCUGUUUGAAGCUGGUGUACAAAAGUGAAAGAUGCAAAAACGAAAGCAUAGAAAGCAUAGAAAUAGUGCACAUAGAAUAGAUCUACCACUUCUUAGACUUGCCUGAUAAAUCUAUAACACACAUUUCUAUGUGAAUUUGGUCAGGUCGCCCAAAAAGUGACAUAUUGUAGCUUUAAUGUGAACAUGCUUCUGUCAAAUGCUCCAUAAUGAUGUUUCCUCUUCUUUUGCAGAUGUUUUGGUGAUUUAAGGAUUGUGCUGCUUUACCUACUGUCCUGUGAGUCACAGCCAGCUGCACUCUAACUAACUGUAUGCUUUUCAUUUUAAUUAGGAGCUUUCAUUAAAAGAGCCCAAGAGAAAAUUAGAAUUUACUUCAGAGACCAAAGCCUGUUUCUAUAAAUCAAUAGGGAUGUUUCAGUCCAGAGGCCUCCGCAUGGAUCGAGGGCACUCUGCAUGGUUUCCAAGGCCAAGAUCCUGGUUACAAAGACCAACAUCCUGUUUCCAGAGGCGAUCCCUCAGAGCGUCAGCAGACCCCACCUCUUCAGAUGAUGUCUACAUCAGUUGCCUUUACGCCCAGGGCUUCCGCUGCACUCUGCAGCAGAGGCCCAGCUGCAGCAGUGCCAGGUUGACUCCCAAGAGCAAUGCCAGAGGAGCGGGAGGGAGGCCAGUGAGCAGUGCUCUGGGUAGACUGGAGAACAGCCCAGGGAGGGGGACCAGAGCUAUGAGCAGACCAGUUACUGCACCCGGGGGAGGAGGAAGGCGCAGAGACCCGGGCCAGAGACCUGGAGCUCAAAUCAGGGGCAGGACAGAAUGUCCCAGAGUGCCCUGCAACACCAAACAUAACGACACACAUAGACAGCAGCAGGACACGUGGAGGGGGAGGAGGCCUUUCUCAACAUCAUCUACACUGCAUCUUUAUCUGCCUUCUUCAUCAUACUAUGAGGAUGAAGAGCAGGAGACGGAUAUAGAGAUAGAGAAGGAGGAUGUGAGGCCAACAAAAGAAAACAACGGCCUACAAGACACAACAGAAAUGAUCAGAACACCGACCCCUUCAGAAAAUGUCACAAUGCUGAACCCUAGCAAUAAUACCAGUCUACAACAGGAUCAUGAAGAAACCAUCCAAAUACAAGAGUCCCCUACAUUAAACCCCAGUCUACAGGGCCCCUCAGAGGAUAUCAUCAGGCCACCGGUCCCUACAGAAGACCUCAACUCAAUGGAGCCCACUGACAAUCCCAGGUUUCAGGGGAUAACACAUUACAGAACAACUGGCCUUGUGUUCCCAAAGCAGAGAGCUCAUGGAUAUGACAUGGAACAGCAACAGGAAUGCAACCCUCUCCAGAUAAUGCCGGCAGCUGUUCAAGGGAGGGCCCCUACAUCUGUUAGGCAGCAUGUGAACAGACUCCCCAAAAUAAAAACCACCAAGACCUUUGUGUGGGGCCUUUCUGGACCCCAGGAGAUUAAGAGUGUGUUUGUUCUGCAGAAGCAUAUUGGCAGAUACACAAAUCAGACAUGAGAACAUUCAUAAUGCCAUUCACAUUGAAUCCCAUGUCAAUCCAUAUCUUGGGUUUGUUGGGAUAUCUUACCUGCCAGUGAGACCCAAUUCAUAUCCAAACAUAAGAAAUAGUCAGCUGAAAGGUUAGACCUUACAGGGGGAGCUGUGAUUGUAAAAACACAAUCUAACAUAACCUGAUCCAAGGAAAUGCCAGAGGCAAAGAUGAUAUUGCGAUCUUACUUCCUGUUCAGAAAAGGCAAAUAUGUGUGUUGGUCUCUUUGGGUGAAAGAGAAUGUGUUUUCCUAAUGAAAAAGCAUGUAAACAUGCAUGUAUAUAACACAUUUAGCUCUGGGCUAAAAAUACCUCAUAUGAGAUAUCAAAGUACACAGAUGGGCUUCGUGUUCAUGUCAAGACUGGGUUCUUCAAUUGUCCAGAUUAUUUUAGACAUAAAAGCAAUAACAUUACACGAAUGGUGCAGUGAAUACAGAACCCAUACGAGAGACAUAGGAAAAUACAAAUGCAUGCCAUGGAAAACAGCAAGCGGAUGGGGAAUUACAAUAUAUUGUGUUCAGUCCCACUGUUUAUGUGUUUCGAUGGUCAGCUGCUGAGACAUUUCCCAGUCAUAAGCAGAGCAGUGGAUAAUUUUAGAUAGACUACUGCCUGAGUGAUGCCUAUCCCCAGGACCCCAUACUUCAGCUUUCCUUUAGUCCCAUUACUUUAUCAAAUCAAAACCUUUCUGACCAACUCAUUUGGCUCCAUGACCAAAAUGGCACAAAUAACAUUACCUUACUUCAGUUAAUACCUUACAGUAGGUUAUGGAAUGUUUUGUAAUCAUUCUGCAUUGUUGGGAAGGGCCUGUAAGUAAGCAUUUCAGUGUUAGUCUAUACCGGUUGUUUACAAAGCACAUGACAAAUAAACAUUUGAUUUUGAUACAUUUUGCCCCCUUGUGGUGAGGAAAA